ACUUAGUUACAAAUUUUGACAUGAGCAUCGUUUUAACGGCAAGCUGCGCUUUCGUUUUUAUUUUGUAUUACUGGUACAAACGACCAAGGAAUUUCCCCCCUGGUCCGAGAGGUAUUCCGCUUUUGGGUAUGGUGCCAUUCUUGGGCAAACACACAGAAAAAGAUUUUAGGAAAUGGAGCAAGAAGUAUGGACCUAUGAUGUCUGUGCGAUUGGGUCAAAACGAUUGGAUUGUACUCGGCGACCACAAGACUAUAAACGAGUGCUUGGUGAAAGGCGGCAAUUCAUUUUCUGGUAGACCAGACCACCCUGUGUUUAAACAGGUUACAAAAAAUCACGGAGUGGCGAUGGUUGACUAUGGAGAUCAUUGGAAAGUUCAACGACGUUUUGGGUUAACAACACUCCGUGGCUUUGGUGUUGGCAAGCGAGGCAUGGAAGAUCGCAUUGUGGAAGAAAUCGCAUAUUUGAACAAUGCCAUUCGUUCAAACAACGGAAAACCAUUCGACAUUGCGGAACUUAUGGCAAACGGAGUUUCAAACAACAUUUCCAGCAUUGUAAUGGGUCAAAGAAUGGACUACAAUGAUGAAAUAUUUAAAACACUCAGUAAAAAAGCACCGAAUAGCGACACAAUUGGGAAAAUUACGAAGUUGGUUUUGUACAUGCCGUUCUUAAGGAAUUUGCUUUUCUUGUUUUUAAGCAAACCAAAAGAAAUGAACAAAAUUAACACAUUAAUUCGAGAAGCAAUCGUAAAUUGGGUUUCGCAGCAUAAAUCUACUUAUGACGAACACAACGUUAGAGACUUUAUCGAUGCUUUUAUUGGAGAACAAAAAAAAGAAACUGAUGUUUCCUUUACGGAUCUGCAGUUGAUCCAAUACGUACGCGACUUGUACGUUGCUGGAACUGAAACAACAACAGGAACGUUGCGUUGGGCUGUGCUAUGCUUAGUUCAUCACCCGGAGAAACAAAACAAACUACGAAAGGAAAUCUUCGAUGUAAUCGGCCGUGAAAAGACACCUAGCAUGAAGGACAAAGCUCAAAUGCCUUACACAUGUGCAUUCAUGCAAGAAUUGUUUCGUUUCCGCACGCUUGCACCUCUGGGUGUACCGCACAAGAUCAGCAAUGAUGUUCAAGUACAAGGGUGGUCCAUUCCAAAGGGAACGUGGCUUGUGUGUAACUUAUGGGCGGUGCACAACGAUCCUGAUGUGUGGGACGAACCAAGCAAGUUUAAACCUGAGCGCCACCUCGAUGAGAAGGGAAACUUUGUUCAGUCUAAAUACGUGAUGCCUUUCUCGGUGGGUCCACGUCAUUGCUUGGGAGAACAACUAGCUCGAAUGGAAAUCUUCAUCUUCCUAGUUUCAAUGGUUCAGAAGUUUGAGUUUCUUCCGGAUCCAAAUGAACCACGGUUGUCCGAGGUCCAACAGGGCGUCUCAGGAUUCAUGUGUGUACCCCACCCCUUUAAACAAAUUGCCAAGGAAGUUUGAAUUAACUAACAAUCCACGUAUAAAUUACUAUAACAUAUACAUAUGCUAUAGUGUAUAUCAUAGCAAGCAAACGAACAAAUAUAAGUGCGCUAAGUUAUUGAGCUCGCAUAUCGGGGCCAUAUAAAUUCUUUUUUUUGCCCACAGUUGUUCUUUUUCUUUGCCAUGAUCGUUUUAAUACUCUAAUUCUUUACUCUCGCAUCUAGUUAUUAUAAUCUUUUGACUGUAUUUCAACCAUAAUGCCGCAUGUUAUAUAUAAGCAUAUAAUUACGACCACUUUCAUUUUUGAUCGAAGAUUGUAAUUUCAAAAUAAACCUUGAUCCUACGUUGCGGC
Ciona intestinalis (vase tunicate) is the source of this 1809-nucleotide messenger RNA. Its product is annotated as cytochrome P450 2U1-like. NCBI's taxonomy places the organism in Eukaryota, Metazoa, Chordata, Ascidiacea, Phlebobranchia, Cionidae. Gene Ontology annotation, molecular function: oxidoreductase activity, acting on paired donors, with incorporation or reduction of molecular oxygen, reduced flavin or flavoprotein as one donor, and incorporation of one atom of oxygen; heme binding; iron ion binding. Gene Ontology annotation, cellular component: intracellular membrane-bounded organelle; cytoplasm. Gene Ontology annotation, biological process: xenobiotic metabolic process. The record is from RefSeq and is a predicted model, not a curated record.